This is a messenger RNA of Fonsecaea nubica, 1731 nucleotides long. RefSeq lists its product as hypothetical. Gene Ontology annotation, molecular function: spermine transmembrane transporter activity. The coding region runs from base 1 to 1731 and encodes 576 amino acids. Gene Ontology annotation, biological process: transmembrane transport; spermine transport. Gene Ontology annotation, cellular component: fungal-type vacuole membrane. The record is from RefSeq and is a predicted model, not a curated record. The transcript has a single exon. Lineage: Eukaryota; Fungi; Ascomycota; Eurotiomycetes; Chaetothyriales; Herpotrichiellaceae.
AUGUCUCGACAAGUCACGCGGGAGAAUCCUCCCGAGGGCCCUCACAGCCCUGAACUCGCACAACACCAAACUCUCAACCUCCAGCUCCUCCGCACAGAGACCCGACAGACUCUAGCAGAGCGUGGCAUCUCAGAAACACCUCCUCCCCUCGAUCCCAACUAUCCCGAGCUCGGCCGUCCCGAGCAGCCCAUCUUCCCCGAAGAAUACACGCUCGAGACAGAGACCGGUCUCGUACCCCAGCAGACCCUCGAGCAGAUCCGAUCGAGAGUCACAACGGUAGCUUCACGGCGGCGGACUCGUGUCAGCACACCCUCAGAGCCGGACCUCGAAAAGCAAGGAGUCGAGGAACCGGUCGAAUUCGUCACCUUCAAAAUCAACGACCCCGACAACCCGCACAACUGGUCGCGGCUUUUUCGGUGGUACAUUACCAUCGCCGCGUCGUCUCUGGUCGUCUGCGUCGCAUUCGGCUCGUCGGUGGUUACGGGUGGCUUGGGACUCAUUGAAGACAGGUACAACGUCUCGCUCGAAGUCGCCAUCUUGACCUGCUCCAUCAUGGUCUGCGGUUUUGCCGUGGGCCCUCUGUUGUGGAGUCCCCUGUCCGAGAUCAUCGGCCGACAACCGGUCUACAUCAUUUCGCUCUUCCUGUACACCAUCUUCAACAUUCCGUGCGCGCUGUCGCCCAACAUCGGCGGUCUGCUGGUCUCACGAUUUUUGUGCGGUGUAUUUUCUAGCUCCGGCCUAUCUCUUGCCGGCGGCACCAUCGCGGAUAUCUGGAACAUCGAAGAGCGAGGUAUGGCCAUCGCCUACUUUGCCGCGGCACCAUACGCAGGUCCUGUCAUUGGUCCCAUCGUGUCAGGCUGGAUCAACAUCGGCACAGGUCGGCUCAACCUGUUGUUCUGGGUCAAUCUGGGCUACGCGGGCUUCAUGCUAGUGGUAAUGGGACUGAUCCCCGAGACAUACGCGCCGGUGAUCCUCAAGCGUCGGGCGGCACGAUUGCGCAAGGAGACAGGCGACCCGAACAUCAUCACGGAGCAGGAGAAGACAAAGCUGACGCUGAGGGAGGUGGUCAAGACAUCGCUGGUGCGGCCGAUCAACAUGAUCCUGACGGAGCCCGUGCUGGACUUGAUGUGCAUGUACAUUGUGCUGAUCUACGCGAUGCUGUACGCCUUCUUCUUCGCAUACCCGGUCAUCUUCGGCGAGCUCUAUGGGUACAACGACGGGGAGAUUGGGCUGAUGUUCAUCCCCAUCAUCAUCGGGGCAGCGUUUGCGCUGGUAGCGACACCACAGUUUGAGAAACAAUUCAAGAAAAUCUGCCAUCUGCGCGACCCGACGGCCGAGGACCGCUUGAUGGGUGCCAUGGUCGGCGCGCCCUUCAUCCCCAUCUCGCUGUUCAUCCUGGGCGCCACCUCGUACCGGGGCAUCAUCUGGGUCGGCCCAGCGUCGAGCGGCAUCGCCUUUGGGUUCGGCAUGGUGCUGUGCUACUACUCGGUCAACAACUACAUCAUCGACUCGUACCAGAAAUACGCCGCCAGCGCGCUGGCCGCCAAGGUGUUUUUGCGGAGCGGCGGCGGCGCGGCCUUCCCGCUCUUCACCACCCAGAUGUACCACCGCCUGGGUCUGCAGUGGGCCAGCUGGCUGCUCGCCUUUAUCGGCGUCGCCAUGGUUCUCAUUCCGUUUUCGUUUUAUUACUUUGGCGCCAAGAUCCGCGCAAAGUUCAACAAGGGAGAAUGA